Molecule: messenger RNA, 1535 nt
Organism: Rhododendron vialii
Lineage: Eukaryota; Viridiplantae; Streptophyta; Magnoliopsida; Ericales; Ericaceae
Exons: 6
Coding region: 412-1236 (274 amino acids)
Source: RefSeq, a predicted model, not a curated record
CAUCAAAAGAGAGCUGAUACAGAAGAGCGAGAUCAAGGAAGAUGAUCGAGAAAAGACGAUCAAGGAAUAUAACUUAUAUCCAUUGUGCAUAUCAUUAAUCAGCAGCACUCUUUCAAUCUCAUAUCCACUUUGCAUAUCUUGAAUUAGCAACCCUCAAGUCCUUUUUGCAGCUCUUUCGGUUGUGUCUUCCAACCUUCCCGCACCUGCUGCUACAUUGUAUUGGUCUGAUCUUCUCGCCAUUUGACCGAAGCUUUUUCUUUCGAGGUCUUCCAGAUGGCGUCCUUGACAGUGGUGAAAGAAUAGGGAUACUUAAGUGAAGAGUGAACAAAACUCAACUCCUUUUUCUCUCAUCAAUCUCUUGUUUUCUCUCUCCCAAAAAUAUCUGCGGCGACAGUUGCCUCACGGAAUACAAUGGUAGCUUCAAAUCGGAAAAACAACACCCCUAAGGGUUUCACGGAAGAACUGAAGGAAUCUCUGAUACUCGGAUUUGUUGGUUUCCCUGUGACACGCUCACGAUCGAAAGAUUUGAAACUACCACCGUUGGCGGAGGGAUGCAAGAACCCUACCACCGGCGGCCAUACAUCAGACCAGCGGCAGGAAUACUCUCCCGAUGAUACGAAAGUAGCUUCAGAUCAAAAAAAGAAGAACUCAAAGGUAGCUUCAUCUUACAAAAAGAAGAACGCAAAGGUGGCUUCAUCUCACAAAAAGAAGAACGCAAAGGGUGUCCCGAAAAAAUCUAACAGGGCGGUGGCCAAGAACCCUACCCCCGUCGGCUUGACAUCAGAAGAGCUGCAGAAAUACUCUCGCGAGGAUUUCGAUUACAAAGAGUUUCAUGGUCCGGUCUUUGGCAUCCCACCAUUACUUAAGAUUGUAGGAUCACAGAUCCGACCAAUAAUACCAAAGUAUAUCUUGCGUGGGAAUCUCGAUGUGAAAGCUGCUAUGAAAUAUCACAACCGUCGAUGCAACGGAAACUACAGCGGUUAUAAGUUUCCCCUCCAGAUGAAAUCACAGGUGGUCGGUGGUGGUCAUUUGGAUUUCAUUACCUUUGAGUUACGUAAACCUGGUGGGGAUGAUUAUGAGAAGUUCCAAGCUAUCCUGUAUACUGCUCCUGGUGCUGGAGAGGCGGUGGAACCCAAGGUCCUAAUGUGCAGACCUGAACUCGGCUUCGCUGCUAAGCGUACCCUUCGUUUCAUGAGUAUCAAUGACGUGCACAGUAUCGAUGACCUGUGGCUGUGACAACAAUACCAGUAUGCUGUGGAAGGUCCCUUUGAAUGGUAUUUGUGUGGAGUGGAUCACAGUUUCUUUACGUAUGGAUUCUGAACGCUUAUUAGGGUAGUAUGUUUACUAUGGAGUGCAGGGUUUGUUGUAAAUGGUAUCUUUUUUUUUGCUCGGCGUUGUAAAUGGUAUCUUUGUGGAGUUGAUUGUAGCAAUGUCUGCUUCUGGAUGUUAACAAACUAUAAAAGACCAACUUAGCUUACAAUGUGGUUCUUAUGUGAAUGAAUGGUAUUUGUGUGGAAUGGAUCAUAACUUCUUUA